AGGACACAGAGCUGCGCUGAGGACUGAACAAGACGGACAGCAGGGAUCAGAUCGCGAACUUCAGAAGACUGGCCCCUUCCAACUUCAAAUCAUCACCUCCUUCAGCUGCACCUGAACAGAUCAGGAGGACUUCAAGACUUCAACAUGGGAAGUGACUUUUUCCAUCCACCAGGUCCAAGGAAUAGUAUUUUUUUCAGCUUCUUGGAUUAAACAGCUCUAAACUCUUUCUCCUCUCUGCAUCUUUAUUUUAACAUUUUUUAACAGUCUGUGUUUUCAUCUUUUACCAUUUGUAAUCCUUCUAACCUGCAGACCUUUUAACCUUUCUGAUCAUGGACCUUACAGGUUCUUUGCCUCCACCCUCACCCUACACCUUAACUAUUCUCCCCAAUAUCUCAGUGCCUUCCUCCUCUCCCUCCAUCUCUCCAUCCCCCAGCCUGGCGUCCACCGCUUUAUUCUGCUGCCUCCUCUCGCUCCUCUCCCUGCUGGGCAUCACCGGAAACCUUUACACUUUGGGCCUCCUUCUGAGGCGCAGCAGAAGUAGGAGAAGACGUGGAGCUGGACCGUCCUGCUGCCUAACAAGAAUACCAUUGCCAUCCUGCCUUGCCAACUCUACCUCCCCCUCCUCUUCCCCUACCUCCUCUCCAUCCUCCUCCUCUCUUCACCUCCAGGUGCUGAGCCUUGCUCUUGCCGACCUGCUCUACCUUUUCACUGCUCCCUUCAUUGUGUACGACAGCUUGGCGUCUGGAUGGACCUUUGGAGAGCUGGGUUGCCGUCUCCUUCUGAGCCUGGACCUCCUCACCAUGCACGCCUCCAUCUUUACGCUCACUGCCAUGAGCAUGGACCGUUACCGGGCUGUCGCCCACCCUUUACGCACGUCCUCCACGAACUCCUCCAGCCUGCUGCGGGUAGGCCUGGCGUGGGGGCUGGCCGUGGCUCUCAGCUUGCCGAUGAUGAUCACUCUGCACCUUGAGGACGGGGAGAACAAUGAGGGCCAGCUGUGUGUCCCGGCGUGGGACGAGCAGAGCUCCAAGGCUUAUCUGAGUGUGCUGUUCUGCACAAGCAUUCUCGGUCCCGGGCUGGCCAUCGGAGCACUUUACGCCACCCUCGGCCGGCUUUACUGGGUGUCCCAGACCCGGCCAGCCUGGGCCAGUGGGAAUACUACUUGUACCCCUCGUGCACCUAAACCCAAAGUUCUGCUCCUCAUCCUAGGUAUUGUCAUUGCUUUUUGGGCCUGCUUCCUCCCUUUCUGGGUCUGGCAGCUGCUACCUCUCUACCAGCCCGACAUGCUGCGGACGGUACCGGUGGGGACACAGGUGACAGUGAAUCGUAUCCUCACGGGGCUGACUUACGGAAACUCCUGUGUGAAUCCCUUCUUUUACACACUAUUGACUGGAAAACGAAAACGUAAUCAGCAGGUGCUUACAUCAGCAAAUCAGCUCUGCCGCAAGAGCAGCCCACUGCAGUAGUAUCUAUUAAUCUCCAACGGUAGACGAUAAUACAAGUGUGCACAUGGAAGUGCUUUAAACACUAUACGCACACAUGUGGGAAGGUGCAGAAAUGCAUUAUGAUUUCCACAACAGCCACCAAAGAUGACAGACUUGUCCUUUAAACUGUGCAUUAAAUAUUAAAGAAUAUAAAAUAAGUGACAGCACUUUGUAUAAAUUUUUUGUGAAAGGACAACAUUUCUUGUCAGGAGAUUAAGAGUCAAAUAUAUUAGAUAUAUAGAGAGUUUUACCAGCAUAUAAUGACAAUCUUGGUAAGAUAUAUUACUUAAUGUUAUUUCUACAAAACAUUCAAAAAAUUGGAUGAAUUAAAUUAAACAAUGCAAUAGCAACAAAGUUUACAUCCUGAUGAUUUGGUUUUAAAGCAUUUUGUAACAUUGUUUAUUGUAAUAAUGGCUAAGUUACACAAAUGGUUUCUAUAGAAAUAACAAUUGUAAAGUUGUUUAACUCAAGGAUUCAGGAUGGUUAUUUAGUCAAAGGACUACGGUUAUAUCAAGACAGCAGAUCUUAUGCCAUAUGUUGCGCAUGCACAUUUCCAGUGAAAGCCUGAUGCACCUCUGUUUGUUUUCAGAGAACGUUCAAAGAAAAUGUUUGUUUUUGAACAACUGGUUGUGUCUGGCCAGGACCUCGAUGGGACAUCUUUCUGAGACAAUGUUUGUUGACAUAAUGAAUUAUGUUUAAGUGGGUCCAGAGGAUUUUGUUUUCCUCUGCUGAACCCUGACAUAUCUUAGAAAAAAAAAAGUAUUUGCUAUAAUCUUGACCUGCAUGUUGGGUUUAAAAAUGUACUUAUUGUUCAGAAUCAUGCAAUGCUUUGCAUGGCUUUUACUGGUGUUGACUGUAACUGAGUUUUAUAAUAUUGCAGAGUAUG
Cololabis saira (Pacific saury) is the source of this 2370-nucleotide messenger RNA. RefSeq names its product urotensin-2 receptor 3 (gene uts2r3). Lineage: Eukaryota; Metazoa; Chordata; Actinopteri; Beloniformes; Belonidae. Bases 330 to 1466 code for a protein of 378 amino acids. Gene Ontology annotation, molecular function: urotensin II receptor activity. Gene Ontology annotation, biological process: neuropeptide signaling pathway. Gene Ontology annotation, cellular component: membrane. The transcript has 2 exons. The record is from RefSeq and is a predicted model, not a curated record.